UCCAGUCAUCUCUAAGAAGGACGCGCGUGCGCACGAGAGUCUUUAACUCGGAAGUAGCGAGCGUACAAUGAAGUCUUGUGGUUUGCCGUGGUCGUUGGAACUUAAUUUUGUAUUUCAACACUUGCGUGGAACUGGAGGAGAAAUCCAAAUGCCGUAGCUUGGCGAUACGAGUGACUCGCAUUGAUGCUAGUUAGUGCAUGGAGGACUGAUACAGACAGUUCGUUCUGACUGCAGAUUGUUAUGUCAGUGACAUGAGUCAGUGCGCACAUACUCGUGCCAUCUUCACCAAACUAAACUUGUGUAAAGGAUGUAUAUUUGUGCUUCUAAUAGUUCUGACAGCAUCACGUAGCGUGUUGUCAUUUUGUCCUGUUGGGGAAUCACGAUGUCCUAACGGAAGAUGUAUCCCAGAAGCGCGUAUUCAAAAUGGCGUUGAUGACUGCGGCGAUGGAAAAUAUGAUGAACGGGGACCAUUCUGUAACUUAGACACGGAGUUACAAUGUGCCAAUGGACGCUGUUUGCCUCGCGACAAGUUCAAUAACUCCGUCAAUGACUGCGGAGACAACUCUGACGAAGUUAGUGAGCCUUGCCUUGUCGGCACAUUCACGUGCAACACGGACAACACGUGCAUCAACAUCACACAGGUCCUUAAUGACGUCAUGGAUUGUGCUGACGGAAGUGACGAAGCCAAACGUAUCGGGAUGUCGUGUCGACCCAACCCUCCCUGCUGUGACUGCGACCAGUAUGUUCGUUUCUCUGAGUGCCGCAAGGGAUCGUGCCAGUGUUUCUCCGGGUACUUCCCCAACAGUCUUGGAACACGGUGCACUAGACGUAAGUUUGGAGACCGCUGUACAUUAAACAGAGAAUGUUGGGACGCCUAUCCCAGAGGCGUGUGCUCCAGGAACGGAACAUGUGCCUGUGAAUCAGGCUACUAUAGGCACGAUAACCUUACUGGCUGUACAUUAAGAAAGAUAGGUGACACAACUUGCGCAAUCGACAGUGACUGUGAGGAUGCAGUGCCCAACAGCGAAUGCACCCAGACUAUAUGCACCUGCAGUGUCGGCUUCAACCCCACCGACGACGGAACACAGUGCGUCAAAAGAAAGAUUGGUGACGCUACCUGUGGCAGUGAUGAAGAUUGCUCGGCUGCUGUUGCCAACAGCAUCUGCUCCAAGGGCGCGUGCGUGUGUAUCAGCGGUUAUCGUGUGACGUCAGACAACAAGCACUGUAUACUUAGAAAAAUCGCGGACAAAUGCAGCGUUCAUAGCGACUGUACCGAUGCCGUGGCACACAGCAACUGCACCAAAGGCGCCUGCACUUGCAACUCCGGAUACUAUGGCAACCCUAGAAGCACGGAGUGCACAGUCCGUAAGAUCGGAGAUCGUUGUAGCAUUAACUCAGACUGCACAGAUGCAGUUGGAAACAGCACUUGCAGCAGCAAAAUGUGCACGUGCAAGCCUGGAUUUAGGGUAGGCGAUGACGACAAUGAGUGCAUCAUGAAUAAAAUCGACGAUUUCUGUUUCUUUGAUAUGCACUGCAGUGAUGCUAUUCCAAAUAGCUAUUGCAAGGACUCAAAAUGCGCGUGUGAAGUGGGAUACAGGGUUGUUAAAGAAAACACGAAAUGCCUAAAACGUAAAAUUGGGGACCCAACCUGUAAAGUCCAUGACGACUGCAGGUCUGUCAUAGCUGACUCGGAGUGCCGAGGAUCAAUGUGCGUCUGUCGGUCUGGUUUCCUCGCAAGUCCUGAGUUGGAUUCCUGUGACCUCCGAGGUAUUGGUGAUGCCUGUGCCGUCCAUGCCGAUUGUUUUGACGCUGUGGAGCACAGCAACUGCACCGACGAGGCGUGUGUGUGUGACAUGGGGUAUUAUUCGAGUGACAAUAGUAAUGAGUGCAUUAUUCGGACUAUAGGAAGUAAAUGCGAAGUAGACAGUGAUUGUCGUGCAGUUUCCAUGGGUAAAUGUGUUAGUAAGAUUUGCGAAUGUGCGUCAGGGUACCACUCUAUAAACUCGGGUACCGAAUGCGAACAGCGCAGAAUAGGUGAUGCAACAUGCACGACAAACCGAGACUGCUUCGACGCUGUCCUUGACAGCAACUGCACCAACGGGGCGUGCACCUGCAAUUCUGGGUUUUACCAAAGCUCUGAUAAAUCUAAAUGCAUCCUUCGCAAAAUAAAUGAUUUUUGUUUUAUGGCUACGCCCACUGACUGCUCUGACGCCGUGACAAAUAGUGACUGUCUCAACUUCGUGUGUAAAUGCGUUUCCGGAUUUUACCCUUCUAGGGAUUUCAGCAAGUGCAUUAAACGGAAGAUAUACGACAACACCUGUUUCAGCGACACGGACUGUCACGAUGCUGUUCGGAACAGCAAUUGUACCAAAGGCACGUGCUUGUGUGAUUCGGGGUUCAAGGUCACCGUGUACAACUCCUCUUGUAUACGACGUCAAGUAAAUGAUGAGUGCGCUCUUGAUACAGACUGUAGAGAUGCAAUUGAUAGCAGCACCUGUGACAACAACAGAUGCUCCUGUGUACCAGGGUAUAGGGCGUCCAACGACAGAAACACAUGCAUAAAACGAAAGAUUGGUGAUGCGUCUUGCAACGUCGACAGUGACUGUUUCAACGCCGUUCCAAACAGUAAUUGCACAAAUGGUGUCUGCUACUGUGACUCUGGCUACAGAAGUGAAGACGCGCAAGACCUUUGCACAAAGCGGGUCAUUCAUGACGCCUGUGACAUUGACACUGAUUGUUCUGACGCCGUGUUGCAUAGCAACUGUGAGGGCGGCGUGUGUCAGUGUAACGGUGGGUUCUACGUCACCGGAAACAUGACAUCCUGUAUCCAGCGUAAAAUAGGUGACAGUAACUGUAAAUCAGACCCUGACUGUUCUGACGCAGUCCCCGACUCUAUGUGCUUGAAUAACACCUGUACGUGUGUGUCCGGGUCUCACCAUACUGAUGACUUCAAGAUAUGCGUGCUCAGAGUGGUUGGAGAUGCCACGUGUAAGGUUGACGCCGAUUGCAGCGACGCCGUUGCCAAUAGCAACUGUACAUCUGGCACGUGCUACUGUAAUUCUGGCUUCUACGAUGAAAAUUAUAGAACAGAGUGUGUUAAAAGGAAAAUAGGCGACGCUACGUGCUUCCGUGAUUCCGACUGUUCUGAUGCAGUUGCCAAUAGCAAUUGUACCUCUCGCAUGUGUCUGUGUAAUUCUGGUUACCAUGCCAACACCAAAAAAACAACAUGCAGCAUGCGAAAGAUCUAUGACACCACAUGUCUCAUUGACUCCGACUGCAAUGACGCUGUCCCAAAAAGCCACUGUGUUGGCGGGGUGUGUUUGUGUUUACUUGGCCACAGUGUGAACAAGAAGAGGACGGUUUGCACCGAACGCCGAAUUUACGAUAGAACUUGUGAAAAAAAUAUUGACUGCAACGCAGCGGUGACUAACAGUAACUGUACAGAUGGCACGUGCUACUGUAAUUCCGGUUACUAUAGCAACAAAUUCAAUGAUACCUGUACAAAACGCAAAAUUGGAGACUCUUGCUCAUUGGACACUGACUGUAAUUCUGUCGUUGCCAUGAGCGCAUGCGCGAAAGCUAGAUGCACGUGCUUAUCGGGAUACCAAGUAGAUGAUACGAAGACUACGUGCACGAAGAGGAAGAUAUUUGAUUCUACGUGUACGGUUGACGCUGACUGCUAUGAUGCCGUUUCCCAUAGCAACUGCUCCCGUGGAAUAUGCAAAUGUGAUUCGGGUUAUCAUGUUUCCACCAACAAGACUAUGUGUAUUCUAAGAAUGAUUGGUGAUGCUUCCUGUGUGAUAAACUCUGACUGCAAUGCCGCCGUCCCGCACAGCUGGUGUAGCGAGGGAACAUGCACGUGCGACUCCGGAUAUGACGUCACACACUUAAAAACUGCGUGUGUCAAGCGUCCUUCGUAUUUGAGUGAGAGGUGCUAUUUCUUCGCCCAGUGUCGGCAUAUUCACCCCAAAAGCUAUUGUGAUGCUAACGAUGCCUGUGUUUGUCCACACGAACACUUUGUUCUUUUUGACAACAUCACGUGUCAGCCAUAUCCUGUGCAGCUGAACGACUACUGCAAUAGGCCUUCCCAGUGCAUCACCGCCAUCAGCAACAGCUACUGCAGCAGCAACUACACCUGUGUCUGCAACGAUGGGUACUUCCCAGAUACAGACAGUAACGCCUGUCAAAAAUACCCCGUGUUGUUGGGGGACAGAUGCCUGGAUGAUUGGCACUGCAGCAGAACAUUGAACCAUUCGGAGUGCUCAUCAAUCCAGAACUGCUCCUGUGUGUAUGGCUACACACCGGUCGAAAACAACACCCGUUGUGUUGAACGUCCGCACAUUCCUCCUUUUCACAUUCCAACAACGUCUCCCCCGAGGCUGUGUGACCCGAGCGACCAAUGGAAAUGCAACAGCGACAACAACAGCAUGUGUAGUUUGCCUUUGGGUCCUGUUCCGGUGACGAGCGGCAUCUGUCGGUGUAUGGCAGGAUUUGCCUCCCCUUACAAAGAUGAACCUUGCCAAGCAACCCAGUCCUAUCACGUCUCAUUAAACAUUACCAUGGAGGCUGGCACAUAUGAUUACCUGCCCAUCACAUUCCACCCUAGUCUUGCCAACAGAAGCUCUGAUCGCUACAACGAGAUGAGGUCAAGGAUAACCUUGGCAGGGCUUGACAACAUAUUUCUCAACGCCUCCCUACCCUCCAAGUACCUGCGCAGUUCGCUGCUUAAUAUCACCGAUCUCCAUCCGGGUCUUAAUGUAUCCGCGGUUGUACAGGUGACAGCCCGGAAGUACAACCCAAUGCAGCCACAGCUUAUCGAAGAUUGGUUGGUUCUAUUGAUAGAAAGGUCUAAUGGCGAAUUGGGACAAAGUCGGUUAAAAGUUGGCACACCUUAUUUUAGCCAUGUUAAAGUCAAAGACCUGGAUGAGUGUAGGCACAGCGACUACAACGACUGCCACUCCGGCUCCUGGUGCAUCAACACCCUCGGGGGCUUCCUGUGCGUCUGUAGGUCAAUCUACGAUGACGACUCCAGGAGACUGGGACUCAGGAUGGGCCGAAAGUGUAUAGAACCAACGACGGCGGAACUGCAUCAAGAAUCCUGCGGAAGUGAUAACUGUAAGACCAACUGGGAAUUUGUUGGUCUCACCUUGGCUGCCUUCUUCCUCGUGUUGCUCUUCCUGAUUGUGUAUGAAAUAAUUACACGGAAAAGACAAAUGACAGCCAGGGAAGCAUACAUGAGAUUUGGAAGAGCAACUCGGCAGAAGAUUUUCCAACUGAGACGAAUGUCACGUGAUCUGGGUAUCCGGGUCAAACAAAAUGUUCGCCGGAAGUCGUCUGCGAUGAGUACGAUAGCAGAAGGUCAGGGUUUGCACAUAGCCUCUGACCUUUAUGGCGUAGGAGUAGUGGCGGCUGCAGAAGAUGACUACUAUAGAGAUGAUAGUGAGGAUGUCUGAAGCCUCAUCACCCACGACUAACAAGCUCAGGUACAACUCUCAUCAGCCCUCAACAGCUCUCAAUAUGCUUACGAGCAUUUACCAACAGGACCUGGGAUCAACACGGAUCACCAAUGACUACACACGUGUACCUCAACCAUCACCACCAAGCAGUUGUGUAGGGAUAUCUGAUUUGGUAUCAGAAAGCCGAAUUUCAUGUUGGCUAUGAAUCAAUGACCCGUUGGCUAUGCCUUUCUCAGACUGCAGCUUUUGACUUUUACAGUUAUGCUUGCUCAUUGGUGUAUGAUUCAGUCCCAUGAGGAUCGAGUCGUGACCUAGACUUGGUGCAGUCUCCAGAACAGUUUACGAGUCCUUUAAGAAGCGGGCCUUGGUUAUAGUGAAUAGCAAUGAUAUGAUAGCUGUACAGCUGGACUACAGUCCUCCAAUGCUGUAGGUACAGAGACAGGUCACCUUUAAGGACUCCGUGUUCGCUUCAUCAGCUGCAUUUAAUUUAAAUAUCGCAUAACCCACUGUUAACAGUGUCCGCUUGAUGAAUCUCGUUGAGUCAUACCUGAAUCUACAUGAACUGAGAAAAAGUGUGCUAUACAUGUACAUGUAUAGAUAGAUACCUCCAGGAGAGUGUCUGGCAACAACCAGUAUUGUAAUGUAGUGAAAUCACGAUUAGCCACUUCGUAUAAGGACCGUGACAUGUUGGCGAUGGGAACUGUCGCGGAACAGCCUUAGUGCUAAUCCCGUAACUCAACUGAGGUUAUACUUGUAUGUUUACCUGUUGUGUAAUAACGUGAUGCCUUGUGGCUGCUUUGUGUACUUAUUUACCCAAUGGGGUGUAUGGUUGUCCAUGUAACGGUUGUCCUGUUAUUAUUUAUUUAUUUAUUUAUUUAUUUUACCUAUUAUUAUUAUUAUUAUUAUUAUUAUUAUUAUUAUUAUUAUUAUAUUAGUAUUAUUAUUAUCAUUAUUAAUAUUAUUAUUUUAUAUUAUUAUUAUUAUUAUUAUUAUUAUUAUUAUUAUUAUUAUUAUUAUUGCCCGUGCAGCUCAGAUUUUAAGGCCAUAUCGUAACGACGUUUUAGUGCAUUUGUAUAUCUAUACCCUACCGACAUUUCAGAAAGAAGGUAUAAUUCAGUGGAACGGCCAGCCCAUGUACAACUAUAUCAUUUAUAUACAAUGUCAAGGAGACAGAGUGUAACGGGUGACACGCACAGUGUAGUUUCAGAUUGUACACCAGUAACAAUGCAUUCAUUUCAGCUAAAGCCGAAAAGUUUCAUAUAAGAAUUUGUCAGGAAAUGGGAUUAUCUUUGCAAAUCAAUUUGAUUCUUAACAUCCAAUUAAGAUCACUGUAGCAUUACCAGUUUGCUAUAAACGCUAUUAAGGAGAAAACACUCAAGUUUCAAACAUAAUAAAGAUGGCCACAUCAGAUUUUUAGUCGAUGUUCUGGUUAACAAUGUAUAGUUAAUUUAGUGUCCUGGGGUCGAUGGGAUGGAAAGUGAACUUAUUUUCAAAAGUAUGGCCACACGUGUUCAUUUAUGCAAAAACACAUUAAUCCAUGUCUUUUGUACAUAAUAUGACCUUUAUGUAUGUAUUCAAUUAAUAAACAUGUUUCUAUUA
Messenger RNA from Haliotis rufescens (red abalone), 7055 nucleotides. Its product is annotated as multiple epidermal growth factor-like domains protein 6. Gene Ontology annotation, molecular function: protein binding; calcium ion binding. The record is from RefSeq and is a predicted model, not a curated record. NCBI's taxonomy places the organism in Eukaryota, Metazoa, Mollusca, Gastropoda, Lepetellida, Haliotidae. The transcript has 24 exons. Bases 252 to 5453 code for a protein of 1733 amino acids.